AUGAAUGAUUACGCUUUGCGGAAGCUGAAACAUGCUUUCAUUAGUUAUGAUGAACACGGUUGCGCUAUAUGUUCACAUUCGAACAUAAACUUGCAUAUACAUAUACCCGUUCAGCAAGCAUUCUUCGUACUGCAAUUCCGUGCUCCAGAGAAUAAUUACCUGAUACUUAUUGUCGAUGCUCCUGAUGCGAGCACUAAUUUAGUGGGCAAGUUUACGCAGAGCGUUCGCCGGAUCGUGCAAGAUGUCAAAGAUGAAGGAACGUCUAGCGGUCAGACAAAAGAGGAGGUGAUAGAAACGAACGAGCGCCUUCGGGGAGUGAGGGUGCGCCUUGACGAGAAUUAUGACACAGCUAAGAAAGCUCUAGUCACGCUCAUGGAGCGCUAUAGCGAUUCCAAGACUCAGCGGAACGUCUUCACUAGAUAUGCCAUGCUGAAAGCGAUGAUUAAGGUACGUGUAAUAUAA
This is a messenger RNA of Arctia plantaginis, 462 nucleotides long. The record is from the annotation of a GenBank genome assembly. NCBI's taxonomy places the organism in Eukaryota, Metazoa, Arthropoda, Insecta, Lepidoptera, Erebidae.